AAGAGGUGAAGUACAGCGGUUCGACUCUGCUGUUGGCCUCGUCGACCGAUAUGAGCAUAUACCUGCCGCUGGCCAUGCAGAUUUGGAAGCUUUAUGGAAGGCAUCAAUUGAGAGCUUCCCCUGUGAUGGCCGGAAAGUGCAAUUCUCUCUACUUCAACCAUCCACUGGCACAUCGCUAGCCAUUGGCACGUCCUGGGAAGACGUUAUCUAUAACAUGGACAGGGUCGAGGGCACUACGCGAGAGUCCGCGAAAGAAUAUGACGUGAAUAAGCUCUGCCCAACAGCACCCUGCUCGACGCCAGUAUCCCACCUUGUGCUGCCCGAACCUGCUGGUUCCAGUAACAAGAAGCUCUCGGCAACGACCAUCUUCCCACGAAUGGCUGCGAUUUCCGCGGUGGAAGCAAUAUCCAACUCUCCCCAAGCCGCCGAAAUCGCUGUCUUCGACCCUUUUGCAACCUCAAAGGAAGCAGAAAGUCUCGCUCAAGAUGCUGUGGCUGAUGCACAUGCAGACUACAGUUGCGAUCUGAUCAAACGUACUCGGAAACGCGACAGCUUGGGCACAGUCACAGCAGCUUACGAUCUCAAGCACCCUUCGCUGGGUACUAUAGCCAUAACGGUCACGAAAUCUACCUCUAACCCAUCAAACCCGGGUCCCCGAGCCAAGAUCUCCCUCCAUCAUCCUUCUGCUACGCCUGCGGCCAUCGCAGCUGGUACUUUGAACUUGGCCUUCCUGGAUUUUGCGCAUGAUGCUUGUGUCUUGGACAUUCCUGGACUUCUGGCAUUGGACAGUCAUUACGUUAUUGAUACAGUGAUCUCUGCACUUUUCGCCGUGGCAGUGAUUGAGAAUGACAUUUUAGUUAGGGAGCAGGUGACCUUUGAGCCGCCUCCCAAGACUCCGGUGCAGAACAACAAGAAGGUCGAGAGAAGAACAUCGAUCAGUUCUGUGACUAGCAAGAAGUGGCAGAGGAAGAAGAAGAAUAAGAAAGCUGCUGAGCCAGAGCAGGUCGAAUUACCUGGAUUCGGGAGGGCGGUGGUAGGACUGAGCUGGAUGGCGGUGAAGGGGGCUUUCUGGGUUGUUGGCUCUGGUGUAAAGCUUGGCGUGAAUAUUGUGAAGGAGGUGAGGAAUGCUUGAGAGGAAGCUUGUGUAUAUCGAAAAUACUAAAUGAUUUCAUUGUGUCAAAUGUAUUGCUUGCCAUCUCUG
Messenger RNA from Pseudocercospora fijiensis CIRAD86, 1201 nucleotides. RefSeq lists its product as uncharacterized. The record is from RefSeq and is a predicted model, not a curated record. The coding region runs from base 215 to 1132 and encodes 305 amino acids. Lineage: Eukaryota; Fungi; Ascomycota; Dothideomycetes; Mycosphaerellales; Mycosphaerellaceae. The transcript has a single exon.